This is a messenger RNA of Limulus polyphemus (Atlantic horseshoe crab), 1146 nucleotides long. Its product is annotated as gastrin/cholecystokinin type B receptor-like. Gene Ontology annotation, biological process: G protein-coupled receptor signaling pathway. The transcript is spliced from 5 exons. Lineage: Eukaryota; Metazoa; Arthropoda; Merostomata; Xiphosura; Limulidae. Bases 1 to 1146 code for a protein of 381 amino acids. Gene Ontology annotation, cellular component: membrane. The record is from RefSeq and is a predicted model, not a curated record. Gene Ontology annotation, molecular function: neuropeptide Y receptor activity; peptide binding.
AUGCACGGUGUAGGGCCUGUAGCAAGUUUGCCAGGAUGUAGAUGGUUCGACUUUAACGUAGCCAUGCACGGUGUAGGGCCUGUAGCAAGUUUGCCAGGAUGUAGAUGGUUCGACUUUAACGUAGCCAUGCACGGUGUAGGGCCUGUAGAAACUUUAUUAGUGUUCUGCCGUUAUGGUAUACUGGUUUCUGAGUUACAUUGUUCAGUAGCAUUGUCAGUGUUACGCAGGUACAGGCAAAUGCGGAAAUUGUCGAACUCAUUGCUUAUUACGCUUUCUACUGCUGACUUACUAGUGGCGCUAGUGUGCAUGCCAAUGGCAGUAGGAUCAACAACCUACAGAUUAUGGAUAUUUGGUGACGUCAUGUGCAAGUUGACCAAUUAUCUCCAAGGUGUCGCUGUUUCAGCCAGUGUCUUUACCAUGACUGUGAUGAGCAUCGAUAGGUAUGUCGUCAUAUGUCAUCCAAUAACGUUCAGAAAGUGCUUCUGCAGACGUCACUUCCGGUGGGGAAUCGUGUUUUUAUGGUUGGUGGCAUUCGGUAUUUUUGUGCCUAUGUUAGUUGUCCGUCAGACAGGAGGAUUCAGCUUAUCGACACCAAUAAACAAUACAGAAGUAGCUUUCGUCUACUGUGUAGAAGUGUGGCAGGACAUUUGGGGCCGUCGGAUCUAUGGACUGGCCACAUUUUUAAUUGUCAAUGUGUUCCCAGCAGUAAUAAUGUUCUCAGCUUACAGUAAAAUUGGCAUCCAGCUUUGUGAUCAGAAAGUGGAGUUGACCAGAGAUCAAUCUUUCGGCCAUAUACUCCGGAAACAGACGUCCUCCUUCAGGCUGAAAAAUAUUAUCCAAUGUCGUCGCGUCGUGGCUAGACGGUUUGUGAUCUUAACGCUCGUGUUUGCUAUCUGUUGGGUGCCCUAUAACAUCACCACUCUUUUGAUGGACUUCCCUCUACAGCAAGGCGUUCACGAAUACCUUAUGGCCUUUCUGCCCUUCGGACUUCUACUGGGCCACGCCAACAGCGCCAUCAACCCACUUCUCUACUGCUGGCUGAACCGAAAAUUCGGCCGUUGUUUUAGAGAACUACUGCGAUGUCGGAAACGAAGCGCCUUCCAGCGGGACAGAGCGAUGGCAUUUUAUCAUGCCGACAUAAGGUAA